CGAGGUCAAAGAAACAGCUACCAGUACAAGAGUGAUGCAGUUUUCUGAGGGGAAACAUGAAUGGGAGGAAGUUCAGAUGGAUUCAGAGGGCCCAGGAGAUGUACCAUUUCCACCUCAGUCUACUGAUGGCUUCGCCGACUAUGUUGCUCGAUGUCACUCCAACCGCCAAAAUAAAUUUAAAGACCAAUUUGCAGUAUGAAACCUGUGAAUAUAUUAGUGAAACAUCAUUUGUUUUCUGGACUAAACUUUUUCAGUUAAUGCAAGAAUAUGACACAGACUUUCCUAAAACAGUUGGAACAAGUCACGGUAUAAAGAAACUCAACAGAUUCAAUAACAUCACCGUUUAUGAUCACAAUAGAGUCGUUCUUAGAUCCAUUGAUGGGCAUUCGGACUGCCAGAGAGAUUUCAUCAAUGCCAGCUUUAUUGAUGGAUACAAGAGAAGACAAAAGUAUAUAGCAACUCAAGGGCCACUGCCAAAGACAGUGGUAGACUUCUGGAGGAUGGUGUGGCAGGAGAGGUCUCAGACCAUUGUGAUGCUGGCCAAUCUGGUUGAGGCCAAUUCUGUCAAGUGUCACAAGUACUGGCCGGAGACUGGGACCCUGUCCUUUGGUCCCUUCAAUGUCACCAUCACAGGACAACAGAUACUGGCUGACUACACCACUCGGGAGUUUAGUGUCCAGCUGGCAGAGAGUUCAGAACCAGCUCUGAGUGUGACUCAGUUCCACUUCACAGCCUGGCCUGACCAUGGAGUGCCUGACUAUGCCACUUCACUUCUCGCCUUCCACAAGAAAGUGAAGAAACAUCACAAGGAAGCAAUGGGACCAAUUACUGUCCAUUGCAGUGCUGGUGUUGGGAGGACAGGGACUCUGAUAACUAUUGACUGUGUUCUUGAGCAGCUGCAAGGGGAGAAGGUGGUGGAUAUAGCUGGUGUCAUCAUCCACCUCCGCACACAGAGAAUGAAAAUGGUUCAGAGCCUGGACCAGUAUGUCUUUAUCCAUGAUGCCAUUCUGGAAGUUAUUACGUGUGGAGAUACACAGAUUGAUGCUGGAGAUUAUAUCCAGAAACUAAGGAAGUACAAAAGUUCACCAAAUGCUCACCCAAAUGAAUUUGAUAACCAGUUUAAUGUUCUUGAGAAAUUAUCCCCUACACCAAUGGAAGUAUCACAGAAAGUGGGUCUUAAUAAUCCUUCCAAGAAUCGCAAUGAUCGCUAUCUUCCUGGUGAUCAGUGGCGUGUUGUAUUGAGGGGAGAUAAAGUGGAUUACAUUCAUGCUGUUUUUGUUAAUGGUUACAAGCAACAGAGAGCAUUCAUCAUAGCUCAGAGUCCCAUGGAGUCCACAGCCAGAGAUUUCUGGAAGAUGGUCCAUGACAGGAAGUGUGGAGUCAUUGUUAUGCUCUGUGACUUGGUAGAAGAUGGAGAGGAGACGUGUUAUCAAUACUGGUCUAAGACAGGAGUAGCUCAGUUUGGAGAAUAUACAGUUGAUCUGCUAGAGGAAAAGGCAGUCAAGGGAUUCCUCCUCCGUAAAAUCACUGUUUACAACAUUAAGACUGCUGAUGCUCAUCAGGUUGUCCAACUACACAUGGUAAACUGGAGUCCUGAUGGAAGCUGCUCAAACCUCACCACAAUCACUUGUGUCAUACGUGAGAUGACGGAUAUUCAAAUGAAGACUGGGAAUCAAUCAAUUGUAGUUCAUUGCAGUGACACAGUGGGUAGGUCAGGGAUGUUCUGUGCCAUAGUCACCACCAUUGAGAGGUGUAAGACAGAGGGAGUGGUGGAUGUGUUCCAGGUGGUCAAGGCUCUCAGGGUACAGAAACCUGGAGCUGUCCUCACUGUGGCUCAGUACCGCCUGUUGUUUGAGGCAGUGUUGGUGUAUCUGGAAUCAUUUGAUACAUACAGCAAUUUUGUACGUAAAUAGGAGGCUUUCAGAAACAAACACUGUAGCAAACUGUUCAUUUAUUCACAACCGCUUUUGCUGCAUUUCACUGCUGAUUUUUAAUUAUAAUGG
Molecule: messenger RNA, 2003 nt
Organism: Geodia barretti
Lineage: Eukaryota; Metazoa; Porifera; Demospongiae; Tetractinellida; Geodiidae
Source: the annotation of a GenBank genome assembly